AUGUCAUUUUCAAAUCUUCCGUCGUUUUUACUUGUCGUCUUGUUGGAAAGUUUGUUAGGAAUAGCUACGGUGCAUUCCCAGUGUAUUACGACAUUGAAGCUAGAUGCAUUCACGUCAAAAGUCGAGCCACUUGACUAUCCAAUUGGGCAUCAUGUCACCUAUGAGAAAAAUUCCAAUUGCAAGUGGCUAAUAUCUGCACCACAGUCGUAUUGCAUAAGGUUCAAUUUUACAAUGCUAUCCACCGAAUCAGGUUAUGACCCUGACAUAAUUACUGUCUAUGAUGGUCAGACUGCGAGUGACAGACAAAUCGUCAAAUCUGAUUCAGACGUCUAUGUGGGUGAUGGCUUCACUCUGCAAUAUCAAGCUGUUCCCAAUUCAUACUGUGGGAAAAAGGAAAAUGAAAAACAUAAUCGUCAUGUCACAAUAAACAUCAAGGGUAAUAAUGAACAGGCAUACUGGCUUGCAUAUUACUACUUUUGUGUUUGCUUCCCUCUUUUCUCUUUUUGCCCAUUAUAAUUAUCGGGAUUCAGCUGCUUAUACUUUAUUUCACUUUUAAUAAAAGUAAUGUCAGAAGAGGACAUACUGAAGCUAGUCGUCGUUCGUCACUUCUCUCCUGUCAUUCGUUCAAAAGUUUUCUCACGAUUUCGAAAUGUCAUUGCCGUCUUUCGACACGAAUUUCGAGUUUUGAAAGAGCAUUUCUUAAGACUGACGAAUUUAGAAAAGAACCAUUGAGACAAAUAAAUGAAUGUAUGAGGUUUAUACCUUUCUGCUUUGUAUCAUAAUAUUUAUGCUGUCAGUAUAAUUAAAGAUAGGUGGUUCAAGUCUAUCUGUAUUUUGAGAAUAAGCUUGUUGAAUAUCACGAAAGAAUAUGUCUGUUGUAGAACCAUCCACACCGAUAUGAUGAAAGUUGAAGAUGAGGAUAUCAGAUGGCAACAACAGCUCUUCGUUAUUAUUUGACGAAGAUCGUUUAAUUGUGUGACAUCGAAAUAUCUGUUCUUUGGUCAAAUCAGAAUGUGAAGGAUUUGUUUCUUCAUCGUAAAGAAUCGCUUCGAGAUCUUUCUCAUCAUUAAGUUUUGUUGUUGCAAUCAUUUCUAAUACAGAUGAAUUGAGGUCAAGAAUUUGUUAUCGCAGAACACCGCUAUUCUCAUCGACUAGAAGACGACUGCGAGGCACAUUGUGCUUUUCGAUAACAGCAUGAAGUGUUCGUUGCAAAUGCAUUAGUGAGAUGGGAUCCCCACCAAUUUCAGAGGCUAAUGGAACAUGGUAAGAGGCAAUAUUCAUACUGGUAGUACCGCAAAAUCGAACUCUUUCGUGAAGAAUGAGUCUAGUCUGGGCGAAUGACGUAGGAGCUGCGCAGAACACGAGAAGAAGACACUGUGGCCAAUAUAUAUCAUCACACCUCACCUUCGACUAUGUUGAGUGACUGCCAGUCGGAUUGCAUGGUCGCCAGAUAGAGUGUGGGUGUGGGUGUGGGUGUGGCUGUGGGUGUGGGUGUGGGUGUGGGUGUGGGUGUGGGUGUGGGUGUGGGUGUGGGUGUGGAUGUUAAGAAAAAGUUAUAUCCACACCCACCCCACACCCACACACCCACACCCACACCCACACCCAC
Rotaria sordida is the source of this 1606-nucleotide messenger RNA. The record is from the annotation of a GenBank genome assembly. NCBI's taxonomy places the organism in Eukaryota, Metazoa, Rotifera, Eurotatoria, Philodinida, Philodinidae.